AUGGGUGCUUCCAGUGACGUUAUAGGAGAGGUGUAUGUCGAUUGUCCAGUAGCUUCUAUUGGAUUACCAUGUGCGUCUGACGCAGGAUACGUUUCCUUACGAGACUUCACUCUAAAAAAUAUUUAUCCUGAUUCAAAGGAGGAACCACCCGAUUUACCGAAAGACACCCGGUAUUCAACAAGAAAAUUUUGUGUAAAGGUUUCCAAAUUGCAAAUAAAUGCCCAUUUGGUCUAUAGUGCGUCCCUUGAUAAGAAGGGCAAAGUGGUGAUUGACGAAACCCCCAGUCCUAAUUCUGUGUUGGACUUAUAUUCUUUCAAUUCGGUCUCAAAAUCAAAUCAUAUAUCAGAGGGUACGGAAAAGAUACUAGAGUGUGUGAGUUUUAAAGGUAAAGAGCAUAAAGAGUUUAUUUCCAAGGUGAGAAAGGAGGAAAAACAGAUAUCCAUUGUUUUGGUUCAAGAUGAUAGAUUAUGUUUUGUACAGAAUUUAUUAAGAGACCUUAGCUGCUACGGUAUUAGGGUCUUCUUACUUGUCCAUAGACCACCGGAGGGUAACACUUCUGAUUUGAAGCAAUUAUGCAAGCUGCUUGGCUCUUUAAUAAACAGAAUGAACAGCAAAUUUACCAAAAACAAUGGCAAACAAAUUCACAUGAUUUCUUAUGAACAAAGUGAUCUAGUUUUUGCUAUUUUCUUAUCACAGCGUAGUCUCAAUACAAACCUGACAACUGCAAUAAUUAUAUCCAAUGAUUUUGAUGAGCAGGAACUACUGAAAUCUAAACAUUACCUUGGCUUGAAUUUUAAGAAAAAAUCAGUCAACAAUGAUGUUCCUCGUUUUAGAAUUAGAACUCCAACGUUGUCAAUCUCUUUAAACAAAACUGUGCCGAAUUAUUGGAACAGUGAUUAUUUGAAACUGGGUCCAAAUCCUUGGAUUUGUAAAGCCAACAAAUACUUAGGGAAUGAAUACUUUAUUUUGGAGACUCAAAACAAUUGGUUUUCGAACGAUAUCAUUAAGUGGAUUAAAAGUUGGAAACAUAUUAAUAUACAAGAUGUUUAUGAUAUUGAUCUAGAUAAUGUAGAUAUUAACUGGGUCCUGGCAAAAAGUCAGAGACAGAUAUCUACGCCUAGUAGAAGUGCCGGUGUAAAGUCUAUUCCACUAGUCGUUAAUGAUACUUAUUUGGAAACCCAAAAUGAAGACGGAGAACAGGCUCCCUUUCUUAGAAACCAAUUUGACGAAGAAAUAGAUGAAGGUAAAGUAGACAUUUUCGAUAAGUACGGGUUACGUAUAAUGAGUAAAGAAGAUUUAUCUAAGGAACAACUACGUAUACAAACCAAGUUUUAUAAACUGGAUGAAAUCCAAGAUAAAACUUUACCUAAAAAUCCACCAACAGGGUACGACAAUCUUGUUACCUACUUUCAAUAUAUGACCUACUCUUUGUUUUUAGAAGAAUUGUACCAUCAGGAUUUUUGUUCGGAGACUUACAUCAAGAAAAGUUCUGAUAACAAUCUGAAUAUUUUCGUUUCAACUAAACAAGCUUUUGAAUUAUAUGUUCAAGAAGAAAUACACCAUCUAAGAAAGCACCCUUUUGUCAAAGAUCAACCGUUAUUUAUUAUUAGGAAAUCUGACGAGUCACUAUGUUGGAAAAACCGACCUCAAUUCUGGGUUGUCAAGGUUAAGAAAUGUGAAGUAUGUCGAUUCAAUAAUGAAACAGGCGAAUUGAUUGCUGUUACAAUCAAAAAGUCAAAUAAAAGAGAAAGAGAAAACGCAAUUUCAAUGUGCUCAGUUGAAAUGUAUAAUUGGAAUGAGUUUUCAUUCCCCAAAAAGGAUCCACCACAUAAUUUUACUAUUUUACCAGGCAGUAUUGUGCUUGGCAGAAUUUUCGACUCAAUGUCUAGGAUUUCUAAUCCGACGUUUAUUGAUUUGAUUUUAGGUAAAACGAAAAUCAAGUCUGUUUCUCCAAAAAAACCAAUCACUGGGUUAUACUCAACUUUAAAUGACUCACAAAAAACAGCUCUUAAUGCUUGUUUAAGCAAUGAAGUCACUGUAAUCCAAGGCCCUCCUGGUUCCGGUAAAACCAGUACUAUUCACGAAACAGUUAUUCAACUUUUAGAUCACGGGGUUAAACCCGUUAUGGUAGUGGCAUCCUCCAAUUUAGCAGUUGAUAAUAUUGCCGAGAAAAUGAUUGACAAAUAUAAAGAUAGAAUACUUCGGGUGUGUUCUACAGCUAAGGAAAGAGAGUACAAUCGUGAUCAUAAAGUCGGUUCCAUCUGCCUUCAUAAUAAACUCACGAAACAAUUUUCUAAAGACCUAGUUGAUAUCGAAAAUAGGUUUCGUGAGGAUCCACGGAAUAUUGACGGUAAGGAACUCAACAAAUACAUUGAUCAGAGUAGUAAAGCUGCUACCACAAUUGUUAAUUCAGCCGAAGUUAUUUUUACAACAACUGCAAGCAUACUGCACAAGCAUUUGAGAUCAAUUGAAGGUGUUCCGGUUAUUAUUAUGGACGAAGCCACUCAAUCUUCUGAACCACUAACUAUGAUUGCUUUGGGAGUGAAAGGAUGUAGGAAACUGGCAUUGGUCGGUGACACCGAACAGUUGAGUGUUUUCACCAACGUAAGAACAUUGAAAACCUCGCUAUAUCAAAGAGUCAUUGACCAUAGCAUUUUAACUAAACCACAUUUGCUGAAUACUCAAUAUAGAAUGCAUCCUGAGAUUUGUGAAUACUCCAACACUGAAUUUUAUAAAGGUCAAUUAAGAAACGGAAUCACCGCUGAAGAUAGACGACUUAAAAAAAUCAAGUUUCCUUUAUUCUUUUAUGACCACCAGGGGAACCAUGCUAAAGAAUCCAGGAUAUUUUGCUCCAAUGGUGAAGAACAGACAUAUUCAUGGAUUAAUACGGCGGAAGUGGGCUAUGUGGUGGAGAUGGUGGAGAAUUUGAUCAGAGACCGUGAAUUGCAACCAUCUGAUAUUGGUGUAAUGACAGGCUACUCUGCCCAAAGGGAGCUCUUGAUAAAUGCUUUUAAGAAAAGUCUCGUUGUUAACCCUGAACGCUGCGAUAUCAGCUUCUCUCUAGAUAACGAAGAUCUAAGCAUAAAUCAGAACAGUACAGUCUGCGACAUCAAUGGUUUGAUUAUUGCAUCUAUUGAUGCCUUUCAGGGGAGAGAAAGGAAAAUAGUUGUAAUGUCUUGUGUUAGGUCAAAUUCAGAGGGUAAUAUAGGAUUUAUGGCUGAUCAUAGGAGAAUGAAUGUUGCGAUCACUAGAGCUCAGUAUAGCUUUGUAAUGGUGGGGAAUUUUAGAACUUUCUCAAAAGACGUACAUUGGGGCCAGUAUUUAUUAUCUUUGAGUAAGAAGGGUUACGUGAGAAUAAAUAUAUACGAUUACUAG
Molecule: messenger RNA, 3375 nt
Organism: Pichia kudriavzevii
Lineage: Eukaryota; Fungi; Ascomycota; Pichiomycetes; Pichiales; Pichiaceae
Exons: 1
Coding region: 1-3375 (1124 amino acids)
Biological process (GO): nuclear-transcribed mRNA catabolic process, nonsense-mediated decay
Cellular component (GO): cytoplasm
Molecular function (GO): RNA helicase activity
Source: RefSeq, a predicted model, not a curated record